GGGAAACCCUAUGUCUGUAAACAAUGUGGCAAAGCUUUCAGAACAUAUAAAUAUGUUCAGAUCCAUGAAAGAAAUCACAGUGGAGAGAAACCAUAUGUAUGUAAGCAGUGUGGGAAAGCUUUCAGCACAUAUGGAUAUGUUCAAAUACAUGAAAGACUUCACACUGGGGAGAAACCCUAUGUUUGUAAGCAAUGUGGGAAAGCUUUCAGCACAAGUAGCAAUUGUCGAACACAUGAAAAAGGUCACACUGGGGAUAAACCUUAUAAAUGUAAGCAGUGUGGAAAAGCUUUCAGCACACGUGGUGCUUGUCAAACACAUGAAAGUAUUCAUACUGGGGGAAAAGCCUGUGUGUGUAAGCAGUGUGGGAAAGCUUUUACCACACGUAGAUUUUGUCAAAUACAUGAACGAGCUCACACUGGGGACAAACCCUAUGUAUGUAAGCAAUGUGGGAAAGCUUUCACUGCACAUAUAUAUUGUCAAAGACAUGAAAGAGUUCACAGUGGGGAGAAACCCUAUGUUUGUAAGCAGUGUGGAAAAGCGUUCACCACAAGUGGUUAUUGUCGAAUACAUGAAAGAGUUCACACUGGGGAGAAGCCCUAUGUGUGUAAGCAAUGUGGCAAAGCUUUCAGCUCAUAUCGUACAUGCUAUUCACAUGAAAGAUUUCACAGUGGGGAGAAAGCAUAUGAAUGUAAGCAAUGUGGGAAAACUUUCAGCACAUAUGGAUAUGUUCAAAUACAUGAAAGAGCUCACACUGGAUACAAACCCUAUGAAUGUAAGCAAUGUGGCAAAGCUUUCAGCACAAAAAGUGCUUGUCAAAGACAUGAAAAAGCUCACAGUGGGGAGAAACCAUAUCCAUGUAAGCAAUGUGGGAAAGCUUUUACCACACGUAGAUGUUGUCAAAGACAUGAAAGAGUUCACACUGGAGACAAACCCUAUGCAUGUAAGCAAUGUGGGAAAGCUUUCAGCACAAAGAGUGCUUGUAGAACACAUGAAAGAUUUCACAGUGGGGAAAAACCCUAUGUAUGUAAGCAAUGUGGGAAAGCUUUCAGCACCUAUAGAUGUUGUCAAAGACAUGAAAGAGUUCACAAUGGGGAGAAACCUUACAUAUGUAACCAAUGUGGGAAUGGUUUUACCACAAAAAGUGCUUGUCAAACUCACGAAAGAGUUCACACUGGAGAAAAACCCUAUGUAUGUAAGCAAUGUGGGAAAGCAUUCAGCUCAUAUGGUACUUGCAAAACACAUGAAAGAUUUCACACUGGGGAGAAACCUUAUGUAUGUAAGCAGUGUGGGAAAGCUUUCAGCACAAGCAGUCAUUGUCGAACACAUGAAAGAGUUCACACUGGGGAGAAACCCUAUGAAUGUAAGCAGUGUGGGAAAGCUUUCAGCACACGUAGAUGUUGUCAAAGACAUGAAAGAAUUCAUACUGGGGAGAAACCCUAUGUAUGUAAGCAAUGUGGAAAAGCUUUCACCACACACAUAUAUUCCCAAAUACAUGAAAGAGUUCACAGUGGCGUGAAACCUUAUGUAUGUAAGCAAUGUGGGAAA
Molecule: messenger RNA, 1545 nt
Organism: Heterocephalus glaber (naked mole-rat)
Lineage: Eukaryota; Metazoa; Chordata; Mammalia; Rodentia; Bathyergidae
Source: RefSeq, a predicted model, not a curated record